This is a messenger RNA of Stomoxys calcitrans (stable fly), 1127 nucleotides long. RefSeq lists its product as uncharacterized. The transcript is spliced from 2 exons. The record is from RefSeq and is a predicted model, not a curated record. Lineage: Eukaryota; Metazoa; Arthropoda; Insecta; Diptera; Muscidae. Bases 81 to 1073 code for a protein of 330 amino acids.
UCAAAUUGAAAAAUCAAUUCCUUCAAUACAUUGUCUUUUUAUAUUUCUUAUAAAUUAUCUUCAAUUUAAUUUCGAGAAAAAUGAACACAACCAGAGGCAAAUUUCGACCAAUUCAAAACGUGCAACCAGCACAACGGUUGCCUAGAAAAUUCGUUGUUACAUAUCCAAACUCAACUAGAACAAAUUGUGAGUCAUGGAACAUUGUAGCAGGAAGAAAAGGCAAUCCUGGAACUAAUAUUUCAUCAAUUGCAGUAAUGGCUAAUUCAAAAAACCCUAAAGUAAUACAAAAGAAAAUAGCCAAUGAUCGCUUAACUGUGGUAAAGUCCAAAAUGAUGGUAACACCACCACCAACGGCAAGACCCUUAAAACAAAGCAGUCGUCCUUUAAGAUCAGUGAAAUCCUCCUCAGACCAAUUGCCAAACCCGGCACCUAAAGGUACUUUCAACUAUGGCAACAAAGAUAAAUGCAGAGAUGUGAGGGGAGCCAAGAAAUCAAAUAUUCUACCAAAGCUGGGUGCAUCUUUUCGGCCUAAACUAGAUUCCAAAUCUCGGUUAAAUCUUAUUUCCCAAGAGCAGUUCAUAUGCUUAGAUAAUCCUUUGCAUUUGUCACAUCCGCCGCUGUUGGGUGUUGACAUGGGCAUUCAAGCAGAAGAAGAUGAAAUUCUUAAUCAUUCGUUGGUGGUGGGUGAUAUAAAAAUUAUCACUCCCUCGAAACGCAUAAUUAAUGAAAUUGAAAAACUGCGCAAAGAUUUAAAGACUAAACAAAUGCUGAAAGCCAAACGGAAAUUUGAGCAACAUGCAAAGAGGCAAGAGGAACACAUCACAGAUUUAAACGAGUUCCUGGAAAAGUCAUAUGUCUCCAAGAAGCCACAUAAAAUCCAAGAUUCUUUUGAAGAAGGACGAAAGCUUCUUUAUUCCAUGGACCAACUUUUAAAUCGCCAGUUACCUGUGACCGAAUCUAUUGAGGACAUUAAAGCCAGAAUUAAACGCAAAGAAGAAGAACUUCUACAACUUUUUGAUAAUGUUGAGAGUACUGGUCACAUGAUGAUGACCAAUAAUGGCCAUAACAAUUGAUUUGUCUGGAGAAUCUUAGAUCUGAAUAUUUUUUGUUUCUCAUUGUAUCCAAAU